GGUGGACAUCAUAUCAGGCAUUACCAAAGACGACGGGGCUCUUUUCGCCUUGCCUGCAUUGGCAAAGAAACAGUUACUGGAGGAGCUACAGCACAAUUUUAGCAUGGCCGGGUCUGCGUCCCUUCAGCUUGAGGGCAGGAGCGAGGACCCGGAGGCUGUAGCCCGCCAGCUGUACCUCCACUACUUGGGCACCACGCACGUCACCGAGGCGCACGCUGACGACUUCAUGAGGAUGUUCACUGACCACUACUUCGCCGUGCCUCAUGACCGCAUCUCCGCCCACCACGCAGGGAAGAUUUACCGCUACGAGCUGCAGCACUACGCCCAGCUCUCCUUCGGCCAACUGAUCUGCCCUUCCUGCGACAACAAGUGGGUGAGUCACGUAGACGAUCUGUACUACUUGUUCCGCGGCGGCCCUCUCUUAUCGCCACGAACAGCACCCCCACAGCGCCCCAAGGACUUAAAGCUGCCCGACGACCUCACCCUCAGGGACAUCAUCACGACUCUGUGGACCAACUUUGCUGCCACAGGGAACCCAACCCCUGAUAGCUCUCUGGGCUUCACGUGGGAAGCCAGCACACCAGAGAACCUGCAGUACCUCUCCCUCACGCCCUCGCCCUUCACGAAGCCAGACGACCGCAAGGAGGAAAAUCUGAUGCUUCACCCGCACCUGGUGAAGGUGCCUCAGGGCGCCACGCACAGUUCACGUUAUGAAUUGUGAUUUACCAACUCCUGA
Molecule: messenger RNA, 736 nt
Organism: Scylla paramamosain (green mud crab)
Lineage: Eukaryota; Metazoa; Arthropoda; Malacostraca; Decapoda; Portunidae
Product: bile salt-activated lipase-like
Exons: 6
Coding region: 104-721 (205 amino acids)
Source: RefSeq, a predicted model, not a curated record